Messenger RNA from Trachymyrmex cornetzi, 1353 nucleotides. RefSeq names its product DALR anticodon-binding domain-containing protein 3. Gene Ontology annotation, biological process: arginyl-tRNA aminoacylation; tRNA C3-cytosine methylation. Gene Ontology annotation, molecular function: ATP binding; tRNA binding; arginine-tRNA ligase activity. The coding region runs from base 34 to 1353 and encodes 439 amino acids. NCBI's taxonomy places the organism in Eukaryota, Metazoa, Arthropoda, Insecta, Hymenoptera, Formicidae. The transcript is spliced from 5 exons. The record is from RefSeq and is a predicted model, not a curated record.
GCCAAUCGUCAUAUAUCGGCGUCAAAGUACUCAAUGGAAACCUGGGCUGGUUUCUGCACGAGAUCUAUUAUCGACAACGUUGUCUUCCAUUUUACUGGUGAUACGCAUAAAAAUUCUUCUGUAAUGAAAGUAAAUAGCGAGAAUUUGUUGGCAAAUGGAGAGUUGUAUUUUCUGUGCAAUUUCAAAGCAUGGAGAGAUCUUUUGACUUGCUCCAAGGGUUGCACAAGCAUUCUGCAACAUUUUGCACACGCACAUGGUGCAACGAAAGGCAAUACAGAUGCGGAUGUGGCUGAAGAGAUCUUUAAUCAGCUAAUAUUAAAGAGCAGUAGCUGGCCAAUAAGGAUACAACGAUGCAUGUUGCAAAAGGAAAGGAUUUGUUUGUUUCUAAAUCGAGGAGAUAUUGUUGCAAACAGUAUAAGAAUGGCUAUCGAGUGUGGGAUAACAUUUGGAAAAGCUAAGUCGACUGGUAAAAUAUUUAUAUUGAAGUAUCAACCUGAUGGACAAUCGGAUCUUACUACUCAGAGGUUGCGUUUAAUGAGAAACAUUGCUGCCAAAGCAUUGAGUCUACAUGGACAUAUGUUGUCAACUGAGGCAAAUUAUGCCGACAGAUACAUGUUCACUAGCAAAUCAGAGGGAUUGAUUGAUGAAGGAUACAAGAAGUACAUUUGCGGUGUUGUAAAGAAUUCUCAAACAAAUUCAAAAGAAAUAUGUCUUACAUGGGAACAAUAUAUACAGUACAAAAUAAAUCAAUUGGCCGAAUUAAGUGAGCACAAAUUUAUUGAGGAUGAGAAGAAUGAUGCUAAAGAUUUAUUUCUGCACAAUUUAGCCAAUGCCAUUAUUAUUUUCGAAUUAAUGGCUGUGAAGCCAAGUCGAUCGGUUAUUAUUAGAAGCAAUAAUUUUGAAGAUGACAGAAGCAUUACAAAUACUAGAGGUGCGUCAUUUGCAUUAUACAACACUGCCAGGAUAGCUACAAUUAUAACAAAACACAAUGAGAAGGUAUUGCGUGGGGAUUAUCCUAGUUUGCCAGAUAUAAAAAAUGUCGAUUUCUCACAAUUGCAAGAAAAAGAAGAAUGGGAGUUGAUAUAUAAUUUUAUCUUUGGAUAUUCACAAAUGAUAAAUGAUUGUCUGAAGUGCGAACCAAGUUUUCAUAUUUAUCCCCAAGUUGUGUGCUUGUUCUUAUCACGAUUAUGCCAAAAAUUCAGUGUCUACUAUCGAAAAGUCAGAAUUUUAACGGAAGGAGGUAAUCAUUUGAUUCCCAAGAUGGUUGCCAGAUUGUAUAUGUUACGUGCAUUGUACGUCAUCUUUGAGAACGCCCUGGACAUUUUGGGCAUCAAGCCGGUAUCUCGAAUGUGA